CAGGGUCGGCGGCGGAUGCGCGCCGCAUUGCGAGCCUCAGACGCGCGGGCGCGGGGGACAGCGCCGGGGUGGCCUGGCUGGGGCAGCUGGAGGCGACAGGUUCAUCAAACACCAACGACAUCUGUGCUUCGGGGUCCUGGUCGGUUGUGCCUGGACUGAGCGGUGGGCGCGGCGCGAGAACGAAUCUCUGAUAUUUUUCCUUGGCACCCUUUAACCCUGUUUGCUGAAGCUGCUUUCAGCUGUUGACAUCAUCCUGGGAACAGGACGGCUUUGAAAAGCAGGAAAACUUUUGGGAGGCUCUUGGCCCAGUGGAUCUUCUGAAGUCCACAGAGCAAUGCUAAGACGACCUUUGGUUUAAAGAAAAGGAAAGACAACUUCUUCAGAUAAGAAGACCUACUUCAAAGUUCCCUGCAUGAAAAAUUAUUUAAACGUUGCACACAAAUCUUUUGUGAAAGAAGAAAAGGAAAUUCAGCUUGUGGGUCUCAGCAGGAGUGAAGCUAAUGCAGCUUAAAAUAAUGCCGAAAAAGAAGCGCUUAUCUGCGGGCAGAGUGCCCCUGGUUCUCCUCCUGUGCCAGAUGAUUAGUGCACUGGAAGUACCUCUUGAUCCAAAACUUCUUGAAGACUUGGUGCAACCACCAACAAUCACUCAACAGUCUCCAAAAGAUUACAUUAUUGACCCUCGGGAGAACAUUGUGAUCCAGUGUGAGGCCAAAGGGAAGCCUCCUCCAAGCUUUUCCUGGACACGAAAUGGAACUCAUUUUGACAUAGAUAAGGACCCUCUGGUCACCAUGAAGCCUGGCUCAGGAACUCUCAUAAUCAACAUUAUGAGUGAAGGGAAAGCAGAGACUUAUGAAGGAGUCUAUCAGUGUACAGCGAGGAAUGAGCGUGGAGCUGCAAUUUCUAAUAACAUUGUUGUCCGCCCAUCCAGAUCGCCGUUAUGGACCAAAGAAAAACUUGAACCAAUUACACUUCGAAAUGGUCAAUCUUUAGUACUUCCCUGUAGACCCCCAAUUGGACUACCACCAGCUAUAAUAUUUUGGAUGGAUAACUCUUUUCAAAGACUUCCACAGAGUGAGAGGGUUUCUCAAGGUCUGAAUGGAGACCUUUAUUUUUCCAAUGUCCUCCCACAAGACACCCGUGAAGACUAUAUAUGUUAUGCCAGAUUUAAUCACACUCAAACUAUACAGCAGAAGCAACCUAUUUCUGUGAAGGUAAUUUCAGUGGAUGAAUUGAAUGACACUAUAGCUGCUAAUUUGAGUGACACUGAGUUUAAUGGUGCUAAAUCAAGUAAAGAGAGGCCACCAACAUUUUUAACUCCAGAAGGCAAUGCAAGUCACAAAGAAGAAUUAAGAGGAAAUGUGCUUUCACUGGAGUGCAUUGCAGAAGGCCUGCCUACCCCAAUUAUUUACUGGAUAAAAGAAGAUGGAACACUACCCAUCAACCGGACAUUUUAUCGGAACUUUAAGAAAACCUUACAGAUUGUUCAUGUUUCAGAAGCAGACUCUGGGAAUUACCAGUGUAUAGCCAAAAAUGCAUUAGGAGCCAUCCAUCAUACCAUUUCUGUCACAGUUAAAGCGGCUCCUUACUGGAUCAUGGCACCUCAAAAUCUUGUGCUGUCCCCAGGAGAGGACGGGACCCUGAUCUGUAGAGCUAAUGGCAACCCCAAACCCAGAAUUAGCUGGUUAACAAAUGGAGUCCCAAUAGAAAUUGCUCCUGAUGACCCCAGCAGAAAAAUAGAUGGUGAUACCAUUAUUUUUUCAAAUGUUCAAGAAAGAUCAAGUGCAGUUUAUCAGUGCAAUGCCUCUAAUGAAUAUGGAUAUUUAUUGGCAAAUGCAUUUGUAAAUGUGCUCGCUGAGCCACCACGAAUCCUCACAGCUUCAAAUACUCUCUACCAGGUCAUUGCGAACAGGCCUGCUUUGCUAGAUUGUGUCUUCUUUGGGUCUCCUCUGCCUACCAUUGAGUGGUUUAAAGGAGCCAAAGGAAGUGCUCUUCAUGAAGACAUUUAUGUUUUACAUGAAAAUGGAACUUUGGAAAUUCCUGUGGCCCAAAAGGAUAGUUCAGGAACUUAUACAUGUGUUGCACGGAACAAAUUAGGGAUGGCAAAGAAUGAUGUUCACUUGGAAAUCAAAGAUCCAACGAGGAUCAUCAAACAGCCUGAAUAUGCAGUUGUACAAAGAGGGAGCACAGUGUCCUUUGAAUGCAAAGUGAAGCAUGAUCACACCUUAGUCCCCACUGUCACGUGGUUGAAGGACAACAGCGAGCUGCCCAACGAUGAAAGGUUCACUGUCAACAAGGAUCAUUUGGUGGUGGCAGAUGUAAGUGACGAUGAUGGUGGGACCUACACUUGUGUGGCCAACACAACUCUGGACAAUGUUUCUGCAAGUGCCGUGCUCAGCGUUGUUGCUCCUACUCCAACUCCAGCUCCCAUUUACGAUGUCCCAAAUCCUCCCUUUGAUUUAGAAUUGACUAAUCAACUCGACAAAAGUGUUCAGCUGUCCUGGACCCCAGGCGAUGACAACAACAGCCCUAUUACAAAAUUCAUCAUUGAAUAUGAGGAUGCAAUGCAUGAGGCAGGACUGUGGCACCACCAAACUGAAGUUUCUGGAACACAGACCACAGCCCAGCUGACACUGUCUCCUUAUGUGAACUACUCCUUCCGAGUGAUGGCAGUGAACAGUAUCGGGAGGAGCUUGCCCAGCGAGGCUUCCGAACAGUAUCUGACAAAAGCCACAGAACCAGAUAAAAAUCCCACAGCUGUGGAAGGACUGGGUUCGGAACCUGAUAAUCUGGUGAUUACUUGGAAGCCCCUGAAUGGCUUUGAAUCUAACGGGCCAGGCCUUCAGUACAAAGUGAGCUGGCGCCAGAAAGAUGGUGAUGAUGAAUGGACUUCUGUGGUGGUGGCAAAUGUCUCCAAAUACAUUGUCUCCGGCACACCAACCUUUGUCCCAUACUUGAUAAAAGUUCAGGCCCUGAAUGAUGUGGGCUUUGCUCCAGAGCCAGCUGUAGUCAUGGGACAUUCUGGAGAAGACCUCCCUAUGGUUGCUCCUGGGAAUGUACGUGUGAAUGUGGUGAACAGCACCUUGGCAGAGGUGCACUGGGAUCCAGUACCUCUGAAAAGUAUCCGAGGACACCUACAAGGCUAUCGGAUUUACUAUUGGAAGGCACAGAGUUCAUCCAAAAGAAACAGACGUCACAUUGAGAAAAAGAUCCUCACCUUCCAAGGCAGCAAGACUCAUGGCAUGCUGCCUGGACUAGAGCCCUUCAGCCACUACACUCUGAACGUCCGCGUGGUCAAUGGGAAAGGGGAGGGCCCGGCCAGCCCCGACAGACUCUUUACUACUCCAGAAGGAGUCCCCAGUUCUCCUUCAUCUUUGAAGAUUGUUAAUCCCACACGGGACUCUCUCACUUUGGAAUGGGAUCCGCCAAGUCACCCAAAUGGCAUUUUGACUGAAUACACCUUAAAAUUUCAGCCAAUUAACAGUACUCACGAAUUAGGCCCUCUGAUAGAUUUAAAAAUUCCUGCCAACAAGACACGCUGGACUUUAAAAAAUUUAAAUUUUAGCACUCGGUAUAAAUUUUAUUUGUAUGCACAAACAUCAGCAGGAUCGGGAAGUCAAAUUACAGAGGAAGCAAUGACAACUACAGAUGAAGGUAAGAUGGCUGGUAUUCUUCCACCUGAUGUAGGUGCAGGCAAAGUUCAAGCAGUAAGUCCCAGGAUCAGCAAUCUUACUGCCGCAGCUGCUGAGACCUGUGCCAAUAUCAGUUGGGAGUAUGAGGGACCAGAGCAUGUGAACUUUUAUGUUGAAUAUGGUGUAGCAGGCAGCAAAGAAGAAUGGAGAAAAGAAAUUGUAAAUGGUUCUCGGACCUUCUUUGGGUUAAAGGGUCUAAUGCCAGGAACAGCAUACAAAGUUCGAGUUGUUGCUGUGGGGGACUCUGGUUUUGUGAGUUCAGAGGAUGUGUUUGAGACAGGCCCAGCAAUGGCAAGCCGGCAGGUGGAUAUUGCAACUCAGGGCUGGUUCAUAGGUCUAAUGUGUGCUGUUGCGCUCCUGAUUUUAAUUCUGCUGAUUGUUUGCUUCAUCAGAAGAAACAAGGGUGGUAAAUACCCAGUUAAAGAAAAGGAAGAUGCUCAUGCAGAUCCUGAAAUCCAGCCGAUGAAGGAAGAUGAUGGAACUUUUGGAGAAUACAGGUCUCUUGAAAGUGACGCAGAAGACCACAAGCCUUUGAAAAAAGGAAGUCGAACACCUUCAGACAGGACUGUGAAAAAAGAAGAUAGCGAUGAUAGCUUGGUUGACUAUGGAGAGGGGGUGAAUGGCCAGUUCAAUGAGGAUGGCUCCUUUAUUGGACAAUACAGUGGUAAGAAAGAGAAAGAACCAGCGGAGGGAAAUGAAAGCUCAGAGGCACCUUCUCCUGUCAAUGCCAUGAAUUCCUUUGUUUAAUUUUUAAGCUCUUUGCCAAUGUCUGAUUUCUCUAGAAUGUUUAUCUUAAGCACUUGUUUGUCAGCCCUCUCAUACUAUGAACAUAUGGGUAGAAAGUAUGUUUUCUGCUGUAUGUUAAUAUUAUGAGAACAGUUAGAGCAAGAACACAACUCAGUUAAAUGACAUGUCAAUGUGAAAUGGAGUGCAAAGUGCAUACUUUUUCAUUCAAAGUGGGUUGUCUCGAUUUCCUCAGAACUGAUCAAAAUGAUGCAACAUCGUCAACAAAUCAUGCUAUUUCCUCUUCAAGAUACAGUUCAAUAGGAUGCAUGAAAAAUGCUACACAUUUAAAGGACAUACCUAAGUUAAGUAUGUUAUUAAAACCUGGUUUGAUACUUUGUUUAUACUAUCCUCAGCUGAACCCUUAAAUAUGAAUUCCGUUUUCAUUGUCAAGAGUGUUACUGUAGUAUUCUCUAGACCUUCAAUGUCUUUGUGGACAUUGUUGUGAAAUUGGUGAUCCUAUGUCUAGCUGUUGUUAGUCUUUUGGAGAGACUGGUAGGAACAGUAUGUACAGUAAAUACUUGCUAAAUAAGUUAAUUAUGACAGUUGCAUUUGCUGAUGCUACUGAGACUCUGUUACCUGCUCUUUGCUCCUAUUACUUCAUAGGCUUCUUAAUCUUCCAGGUAUUACAGCAGCACAGUGUUCUCUUUGUACAUUAUCUGUGUUUGGUUGUUUUAGGCAUAAACAGUGUAUAUUGCAACGCAUUUGGGCAUUUGUGCCAUACUGAAAUAAUUGAAAAAAAAAUCACUGUAAUUAAAUUUCAAAAAAAUUUCCAGAAAACACAGGGCAAGAUACAUGCAGUGCCUUCCGACAAUAAGCAUUCCAUACUCUACUGCAUUCAGUAUCAGCCAGUACAGUGGACUCCAUCCUAGAUUACUGUCAUUGUCAAAAAGUAACUUUUAAAAAGCAGAAAUAAUAAAGACUGCAAUGCUGAAAACAAAAGAGAAAUGGGAAAAUAAAAGUAAGGAGACAAUUUAUUUGAAGGGGCAUUUCCCCAUAAAUAUAAAAAGAAAAACGUUAUCAUCAACUAGACCACAUGAUAAUUUGGUUUCCAUUUGAACAGGUCACCUUCAGUAAAAAUGUCAACAUGGUAUUAAAAUAAAAGAAAAAUAAACAAGUUAUUGCAAAACUAAAAUCAUACAACAGCAUGCCAACAGUAAUCCAUACUCUGUAAGACUUUACCUAUGUGAGCUUUUGAAACUCUCUGCAGCAUUAAGCAAUGUAUAUGCAAAUUAUAAUGGACACACUUCAGAAUCUAAGAAAUCUGACAAGUGCUUAAAAAGGCCAACAGUCUAAGGGAUUACAUCUGCAGCUUAAGAAAAUAAAUAUAUAUAUAUUCUAUCUUAUUCAUAAACAAUAUCUAUCAAAUGGUUUACCUCUAAAUAUGAAAAUCUUUAACAACCUAUGGUUGAAGGAAUGCUCAGUUUCAUUUGCCAAUAAAUUGGUUUCUCAUAACUUGCAUCAAGUUUAAUUUUAAGUAAAGCUUUUUAUAUGUAGAUAUUUUGUUGAAUUUGUAAAUAUACCUAAAGUGUAGAUGCUAUAUGCUUAUAGGAGUUACAUACAAAUAAACAAGUAAACAAUGUUUAUGUUGCACUGUGUAAGAAGUAAGCUAAUUGAUGCAGUGCAUGGGAUUGGAAAGUUCUAAGUACCUUUUGUGUUUUUUCUCCCUUUUUGCUGUGAUGCGGAAAUAGUGAACUUUUCCACAGCAGGUUUCUAGCUGAAAUCUUCAGAGCUUUGCCUAUGGAGCACAGUAGGUUUAAUCACCUGGCAUCUUUGGUAAAUGCAGGUAAAGCAUAGUUUGAAGUAAUCCCAGGUCAAGAUGGCCCUAAAUGCUUUCAUUUCUCUAUAUCCACCUAUCCUUUGAAAAACAAAAAUAAAAAUAAAAUGGACUUGCCUUGACAUCAGAGAGCACAAAGAUAAAAGUUAUUUUGUCAAUGUUUCAGGAGAACAAUAAAAGUACAGAUUUUUACCCUUCCAUAAUGGUACAUGCUAAAUUUAUCUGUGCAUGGAGUCACUUCUGUAAUAAUGCAACAGAUUUUGUAUUAAAAAUUAAAUGUGGUUUUAAAAGUCCCUCUCUCUUUUGUAAUUUAUCAUGUGGAGUGUGGAUAUUAAGUCAUGGUAUAUGUAACAAUAUAGGCAAAUGUGAAAAAAAGUAACUGUUAAACCUUCUUGAUCUCUUUGUGU
Messenger RNA from Sciurus carolinensis (gray squirrel), 6656 nucleotides. RefSeq names its product neuronal cell adhesion molecule (gene Nrcam). Bases 501 to 4436 code for a protein of 1311 amino acids. The record is from RefSeq and is a predicted model, not a curated record. The transcript has 34 exons. Lineage: Eukaryota; Metazoa; Chordata; Mammalia; Rodentia; Sciuridae. Gene Ontology annotation, biological process: cell-cell adhesion; brain development. Gene Ontology annotation, molecular function: cell-cell adhesion mediator activity.